Tricharina praecox is the source of this 971-nucleotide messenger RNA. RefSeq lists its product as uncharacterized. The transcript has a single exon. NCBI's taxonomy places the organism in Eukaryota, Fungi, Ascomycota, Pezizomycetes, Pezizales, Pyronemataceae. The record is from RefSeq and is a predicted model, not a curated record. Bases 226 to 711 code for a protein of 161 amino acids.
GGAGAUGGAGGCUGCAGUGGCAGUGAUUGUAGUGGUUGUGUUUUGAAUGGGGUCACGUACCUGCGCCCCGACAAUGGCACAAAGAAGGUGGAACAGGAGCGGGAGGGGACGUCGGCGUCGGCGAUGGGCGAGCGCGGCGCCUCAGCAAGCGAUUUGUAUGUAAUGGGUAUCGUGGGUUUGUUAUACUGGUGUAUGGGGCCUAUCUUAUGUAAUGUUCGGUAGUUGAUGUGGGUUGCACUGGGCUCGCUUUCUCUCGUCCGUCCCGACUCGUCUCUGGUCUGGUCUGGUCUCGUCUUCUCUUCUCUGCUCUUCUCUGUCUUCUCUUCUCUUCUCACUUUCCUCUCUCACUUGUGCACUAUCUCACUUCUCCAUCCACGGCAGAAAAGAACUCGCCGGUGUCUUCGAUUGUGGUGUUCUUCCUUGCAUGUGGUUGGUAUCGACCGACUUCUUGCUGGCGCCUUUCGGGGCUUGAGGCCGCGAUGGAUGGAUUGGAUGUAUGGAUGUAUGGGACGGGGGACCGAUACGACGACGGGGGGAGAAGGAGGAGGAGGGGUGAAGAGAAUCGAAGUGGACCGCUGCACCGCUGCAAGUGUGGCUUCUGGAUCCCUUCCUUUUUUCCGCUUCACGGUGCCAGUUGCAGUUGCGUUUGGGGCGCACGAUCGGUCGGGACUGACUCCGGACGGAAGUCGGAAGGGGUCUGGAGUCUACUGACUAGUAGUAGUCGGCAAGUUGAGUAUCUAGUGAGUUGAGUAGGUAAGAAGUGCUUGGGUAUCGUAUCGUAUCGUAUGUAAUAUCGGGGGAUCUUCGCGGUCGUGGGCGAUCGGCAAGGUCCAAGGUGUUCUUUUGGAGGACGGGGGACAGAGGAGGGGAGGGGGUGGACGGGGACUUCGUCUAGAUACCAAUACUAUACAUGUGGAGUAGUUAAAAUAAAUGAUGCUCUAUUACUCCAGCCCAGUGCCCACUAUAUGCCA